UUUUUUUUUUUAUUUUUUAUUUUAUUAUUCUUUUCCUUCACUUAUUAUUAUGGACAUUCGUAACUUGUUGAAUCAAGAACAUCAACACCAAAAGCAACAACAACAUUACCAACAACAUUAUCAUCACCAACAUUUUCAACAUCGUCAACUUGAUCAAUAUCAACCAAAUCACCAUCACUAUUUUCAUUAUUCAAUUUCUACAAAUAGCACUAUGAACGUGACAAAUGAAGAUAAACCGUUUGAAUGUACUUGGCACGCAUGUGGAAAAAGUUUCUCUCGUCGUUCGGAUUUAUCAAGACAUAGACGUAUUCAUACUGGUGAACGACCUUAUCAUUGUGAAUGGAUAGGAUGUGGAAAGCAAUUUAUUCAACGAUCUGCUCUUACAGUACAUUAUCGAACUCAUACUGGUGAAAGACCUCAUGUUUGUGAAUAUGAAGCUUGUGGAAAAUCUUUUAGUGAUUCAUCCUCUUUAGCAAGACAUCGACGUACACAUACUGGAAAGCGACCUUAUGUAUGCCAUCAUCCAGACUGUGGCAAAUCAUUCACUAGAAAAACGACAUUGUCAAGACAUCAACGCUGCCAUGAUCCUGAAUGGAAAUCCUCGGGUAAUAAUCGACUAUCACCGCGUCAGUACCCAACACCUAGUUCUCCUACAAGCAACAGCGAUUCUGAAACUGACUCUCCUAAUAGUCCUCCUAUGACACCAUCCGACCAGGUACAAUUCCGUACAGUGCCACCCUUGAUUGCUCCUGUUGUACAUCGGCUUCAUCAUUCUCCACCUAGUUUUCCUAAACUGUCUCCUCGUCACGAUUUGAUGGAUCCUAUUUUCACCUUCAAAGAUACUGCUCGACCUUAUCUUUAUCAUUGAACAUUACUUGUGAAUGGAUUAUUGGAUUGAUACAUGAAUAUUCGGAUGGAUUACUUUGCCUUACAAUCACUUUAUUAGGAUGAAUGGAAAGUUAGUCUACCUAUAGUCUCUCCCUCUCUCUCUCUCUCUCUCUCUCUCUCUC
This is a messenger RNA of Halteromyces radiatus, 1010 nucleotides long. RefSeq lists its product as uncharacterized. Gene Ontology annotation, biological process: regulation of transcription by RNA polymerase II. The transcript is spliced from 3 exons. Gene Ontology annotation, molecular function: RNA polymerase II cis-regulatory region sequence-specific DNA binding; DNA-binding transcription factor activity, RNA polymerase II-specific. NCBI's taxonomy places the organism in Eukaryota, Fungi, Mucoromycota, Mucoromycetes, Mucorales, Cunninghamellaceae. The coding region runs from base 50 to 868 and encodes 272 amino acids. The record is from RefSeq and is a predicted model, not a curated record. Gene Ontology annotation, cellular component: PcG protein complex; transcription regulator complex.